Lactuca virosa is the source of this 987-nucleotide messenger RNA. The record is from the annotation of a GenBank genome assembly. Lineage: Eukaryota; Viridiplantae; Streptophyta; Magnoliopsida; Asterales; Asteraceae.
AUGAUCUUGGCCGUUGUUGAUGUACUCAUCGCCGCCGACAAACGGAUCAACAACCAUCCUGACUGGUACGGCAUCCUUCAACUUGAGAGUCGCCGGAACGACGAUGAGCUCCUUAAAAGGCAGUAUCGCCGCCUUGCCCUCCUUCUGCACCCAGAUAAGAAUAAGUUUCCCUUCGCCGACACGGCGUUCAAGCUCGUCGCGGAUGCUUGGGCUUUGUUGUCGGAUGCUUCGAGGAAAUCGGCGUACGAUAACGAAUCGUUUGCGUUCUCGAAGGUGGAUCUUGUUUCGAUGAAGAAUCAGAGAGAGAAAGAGAACCAGAACCAGAACCAGAACAACCCGAUUCAGCGAGAAAAGAUUCCUGUGAGGCGUAAUCCUGCCGACGUUGGAGCGGCCGCGAAUCAAGCUGGGGCGACGGCGACGGUGACGGCGACGUCGAAUCAAAAGGAAGCGAACAUUUGGACGGCGUGUCCUUACUGUUAUAAUCUAUACGAGUACCCUAAAAUGUACGACGGCUGCUGCCUGAGGUGCCAGAGUUGUAAGCGGGCGUUUCAGGCCGUUGCGAUACCACAGUCGUCAUUGCCGCCGAGCAUCCCAGGGAAGGAAGCGUACUACUGCUGUUGGGGGUAUUUUCCGAUGGGAUUUGCGAUGUCGAACUCCGACAAGGCAAAAACCCUUACCAUUCCGAAUUGGAUGCCGCCGAUGUUCCCGACGAACGCUAAAGCUUGGCCGUCGGCUGAUAGCUUGCCAAACGGCAGCACCGUUCCCCUGGCGGAACCUGGUGAGGCUUUUGUUGCGCCGUCGCCGGCUCCGACGCCGACGCCUCCAGUUCCAGUUUCGGCUCCGGCACCGGCACCGGUUCCCGUUCCCGUUCCUGUUCCGGUUCAAGUUCAACCUCCGAAACCGACUCUACAGAAACAGCCAACUCCAACUGCCGGAGCUACCGUCCCUAAAAAAAGAGGUAGGCCGAGGAAGAAUCCUCUGCCUUAG